This is a messenger RNA of Leopardus geoffroyi (Geoffroy's cat), 3559 nucleotides long. It is a transcript of the gene MCM2, whose product is annotated as minichromosome maintenance complex component 2. Gene Ontology annotation, biological process: double-strand break repair via break-induced replication; mitotic DNA replication initiation; DNA replication. Bases 121 to 2832 code for a protein of 903 amino acids. The transcript is spliced from 16 exons. Gene Ontology annotation, cellular component: nucleus; MCM complex. The record is from RefSeq and is a predicted model, not a curated record. NCBI's taxonomy places the organism in Eukaryota, Metazoa, Chordata, Mammalia, Carnivora, Felidae. Gene Ontology annotation, molecular function: 3'-5' DNA helicase activity; ATP binding; single-stranded DNA helicase activity.
GGCCUACGUCACGACGCUGUGUUCUUUCGGACGCUUCCCGGGCUCGGGCGGGUCACGUGAGCCGCUUUUCGCGCGAAAACCGGUUGUUGCCGGAGUGGCGGCAGGGAGCGAGGCGCUACCAUGGCGGAAUCAUCUGAGUCCUACACUGUGGCAUCCAGCCCAGCCCGGCGGCUGCGAAACGAUCCUCUCACUUCCAGCCCUGGGCGAAGCUCCCGUCGCACCGAUGCCCUGACCUCCAGCCCUGGUCGUGAUCUUCCCCCUUUUGAGGAUGAGUCUGAGGGACUUCUAGGUACAGAAGGACCCCUGGAUGAAGAGGAAGAAGAUGGAGAGGAGCUUAUCGGAGAUGGCAUGGAGAGGGACUAUCGUGCCAUCCCGGAGCUGGAUGCCUACGAGGCCGAGGGACUGGCUCUGGACGAUGAGGACGUAGAGGAGCUGACGGCCAGUCAGAGGGAGGCAGCGGAGCGGGCCAUGAGGCAGCGUGACCGAGAGGCUGGCCGGGGCCUGGGCCGCAUGCGCCGUGGGCUCCUGUACGACAGCGACGAGGAAGACGAGGAGCGCCCCUCCCGGAAGCGCCGCCAGGUGGAGCGGGCCACGGAGGAGGGCGAGGAGGACGAGGACAUGAUUGAGAGCAUUGAGAACCUGGAGGACCUCAAGGGCCACUCUGUGCGUGAGUGGGUGAGCAUGGCAGGCCCACGCCUGGAGAUCCACCACCGCUUUAAGAACUUCCUGCGCACCCAUGUGGACGGCCAUGGCCACAACGUCUUCAAGGAGCGCAUCAGCGACAUGUGCAAAGAGAACCGCGAGAGCCUGGUGGUGAACUACGAGGACCUGGCGGCCCGGGAGCACGUCCUGGCCUACUUCCUGCCUGAGGCACCCGCAGAGCUGCUGCAGAUCUUUGAUGAGGCUGCCCUGGAGGUUGUGCUGGCCAUGUACCCCAAGUACGACCGCAUCGCCAGCCACAUCCAUGUGCGCAUCUCCCACCUGCCUCUGGUAGAGGAGCUGCGCUCGCUCAGGCAGCUGCACCUCAACCAGCUGAUCCGCACCAGCGGGGUGGUGACCAGCUGCACCGGUGUCCUGCCCCAGCUCAGCAUGGUCAAGUACAACUGCAACAAGUGUAACUUUGUGCUGGGGCCCUUCUGUCAGUCUCAGAACCAGGAGGUGAAGCCGGGCUCCUGCCCCGAGUGCCAGUCAGCUGGCCCCUUUGAAGUCAACAUGGAAGAGACCGUGUAUCAGAACUACCAGCGCAUUCGAAUUCAGGAGAGUCCCGGCAAAGUGGCGGCCGGCCGGCUGCCCCGCUCCAAGGACGCGAUCCUCCUCGCCGAUCUGGUGGACAGCUGCAAGCCAGGAGAUGAGAUAGAGCUGACUGGCAUCUACCACAACAACUACGAUGGCUCCCUCAACACGGCCAACGGCUUCCCCGUGUUUGCCACUGUCAUCUUAGCCAACCACGUGGCCAAGAAGGACAACAAGGUCGCCGUGGGGGAACUGACAGACGAAGAUGUGAAGAUGAUCACCAGCCUCUCCAAGGACCAGCAGAUCGGGGAGAAGAUCUUCGCCAGUAUUGCUCCUUCCAUCUAUGGACACGAAGACAUCAAGAGAGGCCUGGCGCUGGCUUUGUUUGGAGGGGAGCCUAAAAACCCAGGGGGUAAGCACAAGGUGCGAGGUGACAUCAACGUGCUCUUGUGUGGAGAUCCCGGCACAGCCAAGUCUCAGUUCCUCAAAUACGUCGAGAAAGUGUCUAGCCGUGCCAUCUUUACCACUGGCCAGGGGGCUUCAGCCGUGGGCCUCACAGCGUAUGUCCAGCGACACCCUGUCAGCAGGGAGUGGACCUUAGAGGCUGGAGCCCUGGUUCUGGCUGACCGAGGAGUGUGUCUCAUCGAUGAAUUUGACAAGAUGAAUGACCAGGACAGAACCAGCAUCCACGAGGCCAUGGAGCAGCAGAGCAUCUCCAUCUCCAAGGCCGGCAUCGUCACCUCCCUGCAGGCUCGCUGCACGAUCAUUGCCGCGGCCAACCCCAUAGGAGGCCGCUAUGACCCCUCGCUCACCUUCUCAGAAAACGUGGACCUCACGGAGCCCAUCAUUUCCCGCUUUGACAUCCUGUGUGUGGUGAGGGACACGGUGGACCCAGUCCAGGAUGAGAUGCUGGCCCGUUUUGUGGUUGGCAGCCAUAUCAGACACCACCCCAACAACAAGGAGGAGGAGCCGGGCAGCGGUGGCACCCAGGAGCCCGCCAUGCCCAACACGUACGGUGUGGAGCCCCUGCCGCAGGAGGUCCUGAAGAAGUACAUCAUCUAUGCCAAGGAGAGGGUCCACCCGAAGCUCAACCAGAUGGACCAGGACAAGGUGGCCCAGAUGUACAGCGAUCUGAGGAAAGAGUCCAUGGCGACAGGCAGCAUCCCCAUCACGGUGCGGCACAUCGAGUCCAUGAUCCGCAUGGCAGAGGCCCACGCGCGCAUCCACCUGCGCGACUACGUGAUAGAGGAUGACGUCAGCAUGGCCAUCCGCGUGAUGCUGGAGAGCUUCAUCGACACGCAGAAGUUCAGCGUCAUGCGCAGCAUGAGGAAGACUUUCGCGCGCUACCUCUCGUUCCGGCGAGACAACAACGAGCUCCUGCUGUUCAUACUGAAGCAGUUGGUGGCAGAGCAGGUGACAUACCAGCGCAACCGCUUUGGGGCCCAGCAGGACACGAUUGAAGUUCCCGAGAAGGACUUGGUGGACAAGGCUCGUCAGAUCAAUAUCCACAACCUGUCUGCUUUUUAUGACAGCGAGCUCUUUAGGAUGAACAGGUUCAGCCAUGACCUGAAACGGAAGAUGAUCCUUCAGCAGUUCUGAGGCCCGGGGCCAGUGCAGGAGGCUGUUGAGACACCAGCCAGGCAAGCAGACCGGUGCUGCCCUCACACUGCCAGGGGGCACAGAGCUGACCGCCGAGGGACUCGGAGUGCCGGCACUCGCUGCUGAACUAUCCAGCAUCACCCCCAGUCUCCUGGGCUCAGGCUGGGCUGGGGACGGGGGUGUUUGUUUCGUGGGCUCUACUUUCUGCUUUUCGCGCCGUUGUGGGUGGGCACGCUUCGCCAGUGUUCCUCUCUGAGCUGCUCGAUGGCCCACCGGCUCCCGGAGGUUUGUCUCCACUUCGUUCCGUGGAUCAUAGUCGCUCGUUUCCAGAGUACUGUGGUCUGUUUUAUGUGACUGAGAGUAUGAGGGUGUCACGAGGACUGUUGUUGCCUCUUGGUGUGAGUUCCUGUCCUGGGUGCUUCUGCCACUUGUGCCACAGAGCAUGUUGAAGGUAUUCCUAGUGUUUUUCUGAAACCAGUCCUGCAGGUUUCUCUGGGCUUCUGUGAGUAGAGAGGAUGUGUGGGCAGGAGGGCGCGCAACCUGGGGCCAGCACCUUUGGCCUCUGUAACGGCCACAGGGAUUGCUCUGGUCUAGCCGGGGCUGACCGUCAUCCUUGUCGUGUUAAUCUGUUUUCUCCUCUUAGGCAUUUCCCCGUCAUCUUGUACAUUCAGUUUUUGUUCUGUAGUUUUAACUUUUAAUAAAAUGAAAUAAAGUCUAAAUACUGGUA